Eurytemora carolleeae is the source of this 1139-nucleotide messenger RNA. RefSeq lists its product as uncharacterized. The record is from RefSeq and is a predicted model, not a curated record. Bases 42 to 479 code for a protein of 145 amino acids. NCBI's taxonomy places the organism in Eukaryota, Metazoa, Arthropoda, Copepoda, Calanoida, Temoridae. The transcript has 5 exons.
GCUGAAACCAGUUCAACGUCAGUUUACUAUUAAAGUUCAAGAUGAAAACACAGGUGUUGUCUGUAUUUGGUUUGGUGCUUAUUGGACUCUGCGCAGGGCUACCACUCACAGGCAAUGAGGUUGAAACAAGAGUUGUUGCUGUUUCUAAAUCUACUCCAGAACUUUUAAAAGCUGCCGUAUCCAAUGCAGAUCCAGAUUUACUCAGGGUUGCACUGACUGAUGCUGACCCAGCUCUACUAGAAGUAGCAUUAACUCAAUCUGUUCCUGAGCUCCUCUCUACAGCUCUGGUUGAUAUUGAUCCUGAACUGCUAAAGAUUGCUCUUACAAAAUCAAAACCAGAACUUCUCGCCACUGCUCUCACUGUUAGUAAUCCUGCUAUUUUAAAGGUUGCUCUGACUGCAAGCCGUCCAGACCUUCUAACAGUCGCUCUACAAGACGCAACAAAAGAAAAUUUAGAAGUUGCUUUAACACCAGCAUAGUUCAUAAAUGUAUACCUGCGUUACAACCCGCCUUUAUUGUAUAAAUAGGCAUUGCAACCUGAAUAAUGCUUUGGCAUUACAAACUGCCUAUUGCAUAUACAGGCAUUACAUCCUGACUUGUGCAUAGGCAUUACAAAAUAACAAGUCUUUCACCUUAUAACCCUUCCCCGCCUUUUCGAAGCUAACCUGCACACUACCAACCCUUGCUCCCUCUGAGAUCUAGAUAAUUCUGAAAGACAGAGUUAUCACCCAUUCCUAGACUUACCCUAAAUUCCUAAUCUUAUCCUCCACAUCCCCAACUUUAUAAAUCUUGCCAAUCUUACCUCCCAUAUUUCCAAGAUUAUCCAACAUUCCCAACCUUACCCCACAUUUCCAAUCUCACCUCCUUACAUUCCCUUUUUUAACCUUUAUUAACCUCUCCAAAAAUGUAUGUUGUUCCUCCAAAUUCCAAACUUCCCAACCCUUUUCCAGAUAAUAUAAAUACUCCCUCAACAUUUCCCAAACUUUUCCCAACCAUAUCAAACCCAUCCAAUCCUUUCCCAAUUUUCAAACUUCUAUAACCCAGCCCAAGCUAUGUUUGUUUCAAGUAAUCAUGCAACUAUUACAAUAUCUAAUGAUGUUAUGAAAUAGUUUUAACAAAUAAAAUUCUUUCUGUAUUAA